AUCAAGUUAAACUCACUCUUUUGUUGUUUUUGUCUUCUCUUUCACAGUUUGAUCUUAAAUUCAAAUUUCAAAACUUGAGAAACAGAAACAGAAACAGAAACAUGGGUUGCGUGUCUUCACAUCUGUUGAACCACGAAGACGAAUUCGGCACCUCCGCACUCGGUGUCGGCCACCACAUCGUCUCUUUAACUUCCACCACUUACGGCCUUCUCAACACCCUUGAUCCACCCACAACCACCACUCCUCCUCCUCCACCGCCUGAAAUCAUUAACUCUUGGGAACUCAUGGAAGGCCUAGACACCGAAAGCUUCCGCUUCUCACCCCUAACUCCACCAUCAUCAAAACCCUCUCACAAAGAAAACACCAAUCCAAACCUAAACCUAAACCUAAACCUAAACCCUGCUUUGAAAAAACCUGGUUGGACGCUUUCGGAUCGGUUUGAGAGGAUAUGUCCACCAAACGGAGAGAAGAAAGUGGUGAUCUAUACAACAACGUUGAGAGGUGUUCGGAGGACAUUUGAGGCUUGCAAUGCGGUGAGAGCAGCUUUUGAUGCAUUUGGUGUACAAAUAUGCGAGCGUGACGUUUCGAUGGAUAGUGGGUUUAAAGAGGAACUGAGGGAGCUUCUGAAAGAGAAGAUGGUGGUUCCGCCGAGAGUGUUUGUGAAGGGAUAUUAUAUCGGUGGUGCUGAAGAGAUGUUGAAGGUUGUGGAAGAGGGUUUGUUGGGAGAGGUUAUUCAGGGUUUGCCAAGAAAAGCUGUUGGUGGAGGAGGUGUAUGUGAGGGUUGUGGUGAUAUGAGAUUCUUGCCUUGUUUUCGAUGUAACGGAAGCUGUAAGAUGGUGAAUAAACAGAAACAGGGGAACACUGUUGUUGUUAAGUGUGGUGAUUGUAAUGAAAAUGGGUUAGUUCAGUGCCCAAUUUGUAGUUAGUUAUCUUUUAUUUUAUUAUUAUGUUACUCACUUGCACUUGUAGUAACUGUUCUGUUCUGUAUCUCUAAUCAUCGUGAAUUCUCUCAAUUCACCAGUUCUUUCUUUAAUUUGAAUGUAGAAUUGUCACAUUUCCUUGCAACUAUGAAUAACAACUAUAAGCCUUAAUUGUGCACCAAA
Molecule: messenger RNA, 1103 nt
Organism: Medicago truncatula (barrel medic)
Lineage: Eukaryota; Viridiplantae; Streptophyta; Magnoliopsida; Fabales; Fabaceae
Exons: 1
Coding region: 102-926 (274 amino acids)
Source: RefSeq, a predicted model, not a curated record